AUGCCAAUGAAACGGAUUGUCCUUUCCUUAGUCGGUUUUCAAUACAACACAUUGAACCCGGAAGCGCAAGAGAUUCGAUUACUCUCCAUUCUCCCUUCCCGGAAUCGAAAGGACCCAGUGCAAUGUUUCCUUCGAACAGUAUCGCUCAAGGACCGUCCGAAAUUUGAGGCUCUCUCAUACGUCUGGGGCAAAAGCCAUACCACCGAGAGGAUUAUUCUUGAAGGGAGCGAGUUCAGCGUAACUCCGAACCUGGCAAAAGCCUUGUACGCGCUUCGGCGUGCGUAUUGGAAGCGGACUAUGUGGAUCGACUAUAUCUGCAUCAAUCAAUCUGAUAUCGACGAGAAGAACAACCAAGUGCCGCUGAUGGGGUCGAUAUAUGGACGUGCUCAUCGCGUUGUCUCUUGGCUCGGAGAUGCCAGCCCUGAGGUCGAACUGGCGGUUACCCGGGUGGAGCGAUAUGUUGACAAGAGGAUGAUUAAAGGAUCUUUAUACUGGUGGUGGCUCGGUGCGAAAAGCUGUUUCUCUACCCGGGCCGCAGUAGAGAAAUUCAUAGCUGAAAUUGGUGCUAUGAAAGGCGUGUUCCAGGUUACGAAUAUGCCAUAUUGGUCACGAACGUGGACAUAUCAAGAAUGUUUGCUGGCAAAGCAUGAGCCAACUUUCGUCUGCGGUCAUCUGACUUUCAAAGCAUCGAGGAUGCUAAACACUGUCUAUUCCAUGGAUGCAGGCAACUUGGACGAGAAGAACUUGCCCCGUGGUCUAUACGAACGUUGUUUACAGGCCGAAGCAGGCUUGAUUGAGCAUUAUAACACCCUGACCCUAAACACUCUGAGCCAGAUAUUACUAUCCCUGGACCCAGAAAACAAGCGUUCUAUGGGCACCUUGUUGUUCCAUCUUCAAAACACAAGUCAGCGCCAGUGUGAGAAUCCCAGGGACCGAAUCUAUGCGCUAUAUGGGCUUUGCCCAGAUAUCAAGAAGGUUUACCCACAAGAUUACAAUAAAACCUUUGAGAGGAUCAUGUUAGAAACUACAAUCUGGACAAUCAAUAAUGAAGGAGGCGCAGUGCCUUUUGCAACACUUGCUUUCCCUAUACACAAUGUCUCGAAAAGGUCGCUCCCAACCUGGGUACCAGAUUAUCAUGGAGCUGACUCACCAUUCUUCAUGCCUUACUUCCAAACUUCCUUCAUAGACCACCGAGACAAAAAGAAUAGAGAGGAUCGCCGUACGUCGUCUCAUAUCUGCCAGGACAGGUUGAUCUUGCACCUCUGGGCCUACCGUGCAGGUACCUGCAAGGUUGUAGUUCAACUCGGGCUGAACCUGUGCCAGACUGCGACACAGAUUAUGGAAGUUCUUGGGAACAUGGAAGAGCUAUCGAGUGAAUGCUGGAAUUACUUAAUGUUGCAAGAAAGCUUUAUCCAAACAUGCAAGAUUUUCCAUCACCCGAUCGACCGGCACUCGACCAACGAAAUACUUGAAGCAAUACAGAGCAUAGCGAAUAAUGGUCAUUCGCUUGAAACGGAGCCGUCCCUGCAACUCUCGAAUAGAGGCUUAUUAGAGUACGUGGUCGCCGAAUUGCUAAAGGGCGUUGGAGGUAUGCGAAUAUUGUUUGUAUACAAUGCAGAUGCUUGUGCCUUCGGAAUAAGUCCUGGCAUUGGAGAGGACCAGGAUAUCCUGGUUGUACCACACGAAUCAUGUCGCCCACUUAUACUUCGAAGUCACCCGAUUGCAGAUGGAGAUAGUGAUCAAGUGCACUAUAAAGUGGUUGGACAGGCCAUAGCUGGAGACCAUGCCAAGCCAACCCCUUUCACUGAUGGAGUGAAACAGCAGCCUCCGGAGGAGUUUCUUGUGGUUUAA
This is a messenger RNA of Aspergillus ibericus CBS 121593, 1851 nucleotides long. Its product is annotated as HET domain-containing protein. The record is from RefSeq and is a predicted model, not a curated record. Bases 1 to 1851 code for a protein of 616 amino acids. Lineage: Eukaryota; Fungi; Ascomycota; Eurotiomycetes; Eurotiales; Aspergillaceae. The transcript is spliced from 2 exons.